Molecule: messenger RNA, 1143 nt
Organism: Zingiber officinale
Lineage: Eukaryota; Viridiplantae; Streptophyta; Magnoliopsida; Zingiberales; Zingiberaceae
Exons: 3
Coding region: 68-931 (287 amino acids)
Biological process (GO): ubiquitin-dependent protein catabolic process
Molecular function (GO): ubiquitin protein ligase activity
Source: RefSeq, a predicted model, not a curated record
UUACGACAUAUUAUCGGCAUUCACUUUUUCAGCAGGAAGCCCUGCAACGAGAGCUAGUUAGCUAGCUAUGAGUUACAAUUCCAACAGCCUCACAGUCUCCUUCGCCAACCAACGUCCAUGGAGGAGGGGCGUCAGAGAGCGGCAGCGGUCAUCGUCCCCCGAACGCCUGAGCCAGUGGCCCGGCCCCAUGUAUCGCUGGCCGGAAGACGACGCGAAUAGUUCAUGGAGAUUGUUCGAAGAACGUGUUAGAACUGGACCUUUUGGCCUCUCACGCUUCCCUUCGCAACCUCACUCCCCGGUCCGAAUCCUGGUCCUCGACGACGACGGACACGGGGCGGUGAACCCGAGGCUGACUCAGUUCAUUAGGAACUCGCCGCCGAGGAUCCGGGGCGAGUGGAACCUCGUCCCCGCUGGCUCAGAGGCGGAGCCAGCGGAGGACCCCGGGCUGAGCGAGGAGGAGUACAAAAAGGCGAUGAAGAAGCUGCGGAAGCAGGUGUACAACCCGCCGUACCCGCGGCGGAGGGCGUGGAGGCGCGGCCUCUUCAGCGGCUGGAGCGGCAACGGCGGAUCGGAGGCAGAGGAGGAGGAGAAGGAGGAAGGGAAGGAGUGCGCGGUCUGCUUGGAGGCAUUCGUGGCCAACGAGCACGUCCUCGUCACGCCCUGCAACCACAUGUUCCACAACGACUGCUUGGUGCCGUGGGUGAAGCUCCACGGCAAGUGCCCGGUGUGCAGGUUCGUGUUCUGCGAAAAGAAACCGGCGGUGAGCAGGAACAACAGCAGCAGCAGCAACAGCUUCAAUGCAGGCGUUCUCACUCAUGGAUUUGGCAAUGGGAUGGACGGCGGCGUGUCUCAGGAACUCGUCACGCUCAUCAGGGCCAUGGAGGAGGCCUUCAACUGGAUGAGCUACUCUCGCCCUGCACCGCAUCAGUAAAAAGAAAUCGAUGCCGAGCAAAAGUAUAACAAGUUGAUCGAAUGAUUCCAACUUAUAUAUGUGUUAUUGUAUACCCGGCCGUCUGCUUAAAUGCUACGCGGACAGUGGGAAAAUAAGAUGCUGAUCACUAGAGAACUGGAAGGAAACAGUAAUUAAGGACUGUUUAUUAGUGCGAGUACUUUAUAGUCGAAAAAGAAAAUUAAACAGAGCAA